Diorhabda carinulata is the source of this 1245-nucleotide messenger RNA. Its product is annotated as probable galactose-1-phosphate uridylyltransferase. The record is from RefSeq and is a predicted model, not a curated record. Gene Ontology annotation, molecular function: UDP-glucose:hexose-1-phosphate uridylyltransferase activity; zinc ion binding. Gene Ontology annotation, cellular component: cytoplasm. Lineage: Eukaryota; Metazoa; Arthropoda; Insecta; Coleoptera; Chrysomelidae. The transcript has 2 exons. Gene Ontology annotation, biological process: beta-D-galactose catabolic process via UDP-galactose, Leloir pathway. Bases 110 to 1150 code for a protein of 346 amino acids.
AGUUGCGUUCAUUACCAUGCGAGACGCAUGUGGGUUGUUAGUUGUAAGAAAACUGCGAUAGAAAAAUUUAUCAUUUAAUGUAUUCGUUCCAUUGUUUGAAAUAUUAGAAAUGGAGUUUAACAGAGAUGAGCACCAACAUCUAAGAUACAAUCCCUUGAAAGCAGAAUGGAUUCUGGUCUCUCCCCACCGAGGUAUGCGCCCUUGGAGUGGACAAACGGAAACUCCAGAAGUUGAAGUAGUGCCUCAGUUCGAUCCUACGAAUCCCCUUUGCCCGGGCGUAAAAAGAUCCUCUGGGCUAGUAACCCCCAACUACACUUCUACAUAUGUAUUUACAAACGAUUUCCCCGCUUUACUUGAAGAUGGUCCAGAGCCUGAACCUAGCGACGAUCCAUUAUUUCAAAUACAGGCUGCUAAAGGUACAUGCAGAGUAAUAUGUUAUCAUCCACAUUCGAAUGUUUAUUUGACGAAUUUGGAAGUCAAAGAUGUUAUUUCCGUGAUUAACGAGUGGAUAAAUCAACUUAAUGAAUUAGGACAAAAGUAUACUUGGGUCCAAAUUUUCGAAAACAGAGGAGCUAUGAUGGGAUGUUCUAAUCCUCAUCCCCAUUGUCAGAUUUGGGCUUCUAAUUUUUUACCAAAUGAACCAAGAGCUAAAGAUACGAAUUUAAGAGAAUAUUUUAAUAAAUACAAACGACCUAUGCUGAUGGAUUAUUUACAAAGAGAAAUUGAAAAAAAAGAAAGGGUAGUUUACGAAAACGAUGAAUGGGUAGUACUAGUACCGUAUUGGGCGAUUUGGCCAUUUGAAACUAUGGUUUUACCAAGAAGAAACGUGAUUAGGUUCUCUGAUAUUGACGAUAAACAAAAAACAGCGCUAGCCGUAACUCUACAAUCUAUAGUAGCCAAAUAUGAUAAUCUAUUUAAAUGUAAUUUUCCAUAUUCUAUGGGUUGGCAUGGAGCCCCAACUGGUAAAGAAAGAAAUACAUGCUAUCCACAUUGGACGUUUCAUGGAAUAUACUUUCCACCAUUAUUACGAUCGGCUACUGUUAAAAAGUUUAUGGUUGGAUACGAACUUUUAGCACAAGCACAAAGGGAUCUAACGCCCGAAAAAGCAGCUGCCUUAUUAAGAGAACAAUCCACGACGCGAUUUUCGUGAUUACACAAAACUGGAUAUAUUUAAGUGUAUGAUAAAUUAUUGUUCCUGAAAACUCAACAGUAAUAUAAUCAAAAUCAAAAGAUUGUUUCACAGUA